This is a messenger RNA of Annulohypoxylon truncatum, 1186 nucleotides long. RefSeq lists its product as uncharacterized. Lineage: Eukaryota; Fungi; Ascomycota; Sordariomycetes; Xylariales; Hypoxylaceae. The transcript is spliced from 2 exons. The record is from RefSeq and is a predicted model, not a curated record. Bases 641 to 907 code for a protein of 88 amino acids.
CCGAUACCUUAUGCACGUAAUUAAUAUUGGAGAUUGGCAGUAAUUUGACAUACCAGACAGAUCACUUCGGUGUCUGAAUGGGUACAUUGCUCAAAUAUUCUAGUUACCGUGCCGUGACCCGAGUAGCUCGAGUAAUUGCUUUUUGCUGUUUUUAAACCCGGCAAUUGGGUACCUGCCACAACAAACGUGCUGGCGGGCUGUAAGUCGCCGCACCUUAGGAAGGAGCGCCCUGAGUAAUGAUCUCAUUGGGUCUCGCUUGUAACUCUAUGACCUAACCUUCCUGUAGCUCCUUCUCGAAUAUCGAAAUGUGAUAUGCGAUAUCGCUUAGCUGGAGAGCGAUCAAAGCUUUCCAUUCAACAUGUGCCUUUCGUACGUGGGUGUGACUCACAUCGUAUAAAGUGCCUUGACUCUUCCCUUUAUCACAAACUGUAUCUAGAUCUGUAGACUAAAAGAUUCCAGAACCAACGCUUCUACUAUUUGAACAGACCAAAAAAGAAACUUCAAACCAUCAAGUUACCGUUCUAUCUCUAAACCUCUAAACACACAAGCUAUUCACUACGAAAACCAGCUUCAUUACUACCACCAACAUUACCAAGGAAUACCCUACCAACCUAUCAACCUACCAAACCUAACCGCAAACAUGGGUGCCGUAGUAUCUUGCGUUGAGUCCGUCUUCCGAACGAUCGGUAGCGUGAUCAUGGCCAUCAUCGCCGGCGUCGGCAACAUCCUGCAAGCUAUCAUCAGCGGCAUCGUUACCUUCUUCGGCAUCAUUGUCUCCUUCCUGACCUGCGGCUACUGCAGCAGACGCCACAGCACCACGACGGGCGGUGGCAUGGGUUCGUCCACCGGGACGCGGCGCGGUUGGGGAAGACGUCGCCACGGUGUCACCACCACGAGCCGCAUCUAGUGAACGGGGGAGAUGCGGAAAGACGGGUGGAGUUGAGAUGGAAAUGAGGGAUGAGAUGAUACCUGGAAUGCGGUAGACCGGCGCGAUGAGUUAAGACGAGAAGAGAUGGAACUUACCAGAGUCUUCACGAAUGAAUAUUACGAUACCCCUUCCCUUUUCUUAAAAACGCUGUACAUGAAUACUUUCUGCUCUUGUUUACGCUGCGAGAAGAAAUGCGAUGGAUAAUCCAUAGCACCUAGAAAGAAGAAUAACGGUCAACUUAUUCUUAAUCACAUUAAU